Messenger RNA from Propithecus coquereli (Coquerel's sifaka), 924 nucleotides. RefSeq names its product spermatid maturation 1 (gene SPEM1). Gene Ontology annotation, cellular component: cytoplasm. The record is from RefSeq and is a predicted model, not a curated record. NCBI's taxonomy places the organism in Eukaryota, Metazoa, Chordata, Mammalia, Primates, Indriidae. Gene Ontology annotation, biological process: flagellated sperm motility; sperm individualization. Bases 1 to 924 code for a protein of 307 amino acids. The transcript has 3 exons.
AUGGCCAUGGCUGAGCGGCCUCGGCCUGGGUGGGCCUCAUAUCACAACCCCAACACCAACAACUGCCAGGACCUGGGCAAUUCCAUCCUGUUGCUGCUCGGCCUCAUCAUCUGCAUUAACAUUGGCAUCAAUAUGGUGACCCUGCUCUGGAGCCGACUCCGUGGCAUCUUACACAAAGUGUUCCAUCGUAUCAUUUGUGAGAAAGAAGCUCCACAGUCACGCUCAGCUGGGAAGCAGAUCCAGCCCUCGAAGAAGCAGAGCUCCCCUGCAGUCCACCUUCGAUGCACCAUGGACCCUGUGAAAAUGACCGUGACCCCCCCUCCCACUCACCGCCAUCGCCAUCGAGGCUCUCCAACACGCCGUGCCCACCGCCCAGUGGCUUGGGCCCCUGACACUGAUGAUGAGAAACCCCAACAUCAGUACCCAGCAAUCUGCUCCUACCACUGCGAUGGCCCCGAGGACUGGGAAGGCUUCCAGCCCACCCAGGAGACCUGGGCUCCCUGGACUGAGGACACUCCAGAGGUGUCUCCCCAGACCAUCCGCUUCCAGCCGAUGGCAGAAGAAAGGCCCCUCAGAACAGAGAUCCGGUCAGAGCUGGGUCUGGAGGCCUAUGUGUACCCUGUGAACCCCCCAGCUCCCAGCCCUGAGGCCCCCUGCCACAAGAACAGUGGGGCAGUGGCAGAAGUGGAGGCUCAGUUCCAACCUGCCCCCCCACCUGUCCUGGGCCCAGCAGUCAUCCCCGAAUUCCCCCAGCACCGCUCCUCAGGCCGAAUAGUGUAUGAUGCCCGGGACGUGAGGCGGCGACUUCGGGAACUGACCCGGGAGGUGGAGGCCCUGUCCCACUGUUACCCUCUGGCCUCCGGAUCUAGCACUGCUGAGGGGACAGGCAAAGACUGGGUGUACUGUUCUCUGAAUGGGAGGUGA